Messenger RNA from Exaiptasia diaphana, 961 nucleotides. RefSeq names its product degenerin-like protein asic-1. The record is from RefSeq and is a predicted model, not a curated record. Gene Ontology annotation, cellular component: membrane. Gene Ontology annotation, molecular function: ligand-gated sodium channel activity. Bases 59 to 958 code for a protein of 299 amino acids. Gene Ontology annotation, biological process: sodium ion transmembrane transport. NCBI's taxonomy places the organism in Eukaryota, Metazoa, Cnidaria, Anthozoa, Actiniaria, Aiptasiidae. The transcript has 5 exons.
AACGAGUUGGAUCUGAAUGACGCGACGCAAAAGAGGAAGCUAAAAAUCACAUCCAGCAAUGUCGUCCAAGAUACGAGAGCUSUGUAAAGAUUUCUGCGGCUACAGCACUCUACAUGGUCUGCAUUUCUUGUUCGAUUCGCCAUGGACUAUUCGUCGAGCCAUCUGGUUCUUAUUGCUGUUGGCUGCAAGCUGUAUAUUCGGCUAUCAAGCUCAUGAGGCUUACAUGAAGUGGAAGAAACACGAAGUUUAUAUCAUGACAAAGUUUGAAACGAAUAAGGAAUUGAAGUUCCCUGCUGUUACUUUAUGCAAUAGAAAUAUGUUAAAAAAGAGCAAAAUACWAGGGAAAGACGGACAGCUYUGGCURGAUGGACAAAACUUUAAGCUCCAGAAAGACUGGUCAGAAAUCCACCGCAAAAUAAACGCUUCGUUCGAUAUCGAGAAAGAAGUUCUUACCAAUGGUCAUCGUGCAACAGAUGUCAUCAAGGAAAUGAGAUUUGCCGCAAUGUGCCCCAAUCCUGCUUACAAUAUCAUAACAACCAAGAGCUUUUUUGAUGUCCAAUCAGGGUUGUGCCACACCAUUAACGUUAACAACAUGGUCCGUAAGCUGGGAAAGAGUUAUGGAUUGGUCCUGAUGUUAGACUCUGAGUCGCAUGAAUAYUAUGGGCCAUACAGCUGGGGUGGUGCUGGGUUCAAACUCAUGGUCCAUGACCCAGACAUUUAUCCAUUAAUGGAGUACUACGCUAUUGAUAUUCCUACUGGAUUUCAAACCAAUCUCAGAAUUCGAAAAAAGAAGAAAAUACAUUUGCCAAAUCCUUAUCCAGCAAAAUGCGGCACAAAGAAGCUUAAAAAUUCAAGURUCUACUCUGAAACCAGAUGCAUGAUGGAGGAAUAUGCUGAUGAAGCAGGAAAGAAAUGUGGAUGUCGUUUACUUGGAUCACCUGUCAUCAGUAAGGGUUGAUAC